UAGGGUUACUCUUGACGCGGUCGAGUUACGAUCAAAAUCGAAUUGACAUCGAGAAUCAGUAAUUUGGUACUCUGGAAAACGACCGAAGCGCCAAUCGAGUUGUGGUCGAAUAGUGAACUACUUGAAAUCGAAAACCGCCGUUAUGUCUUACUCUCGACACUAUCGAGAUCGAGUUAUGCUCAUGUUUAAAUCGAAAACAUACGUCAAAUCACACGAUUCACAAGACGCUACUUUUUUGAAAUCAAAAGUGUGUUUUCAAGAUUAAAUUAUAGAAAAUAGGUAAGUUUCUUUAACAAUAAUGCUUUGAGAUACAAUAAUCUUUCUUCGUGAGUGAAAGUGCUGGGGAAUAUUUGCAAUUUUUUGUCUACAACUUUGUUUUGUGGAUUGAUAGCAGGAUGGCUCGACUUGCAGCACAAUUAAAUUUAUUGGAUGAAGCUGAGAGAGUUGACGCACGCCAAAGAAGAAGAAGAACGCAAAUAGCACGUUAUUGUGCAGCAGCUAUAGAAAUUGGCGAUGAAGAAUUUGUGGCAAACUAUCGAAUAACAAAAGAAAUUUUUUUGGAGCUUGAGGAGGUGCUCUCCCCAUACUUAAAGGCACCUUCUCGCAGAAGUGAUAUUCCCAUAAAAUUUAAGGCAAGUAUUUGAGUUCUUUAUAGUUUUUUCGUUCUAGUUCUAAAAUCUAUACCUAAAUCUUUAAAUUUUCUUCUUGUUAUAGAUAUUGGUUGCUCUCUCUUUUAUGCAUCAGGCAGUUAUCAACGUAUCGUAGGAAGGAACUAUGGUACUGCAAUGUCACAGCAGUCAGUGUCAAGGUGUAUCAAAGAGGUGACCAAUGCGUUCAACCAAAUAAUAAUUCUACAAAAAUAUAUAAAGUUCCCUACUAAUGUUAAUGAACGGAAUGCUAUAAAGAUGAAAUUCUAUGAAAAAUAUGGAAUACCCGGUGUUAUUGGUUGUGUAGAUGGAACACAUGUGGCCAUGGUAAGACCAUCAGAGAAUGAGGAUUGGUAUUUCAACCGAAAACACUACCAUUCCAGAAAUGUGCAAAUUGUAAGAUCAUUUAAAUUAACUAUACCUUACCAAAUGAAGUAAUUUGUGAAUGUAUAGGUUGCCACUGUUAACCCUAGAAAGAUAAUCUGCGUCAAAUUGACGCAUGUGUUUUCGAAUUAUUGCUGUCUCUUCCUAAAUAGCCCGAAUCUGUCGCUGUGCCUUCCGGACAUUUCAUUCGUCGCUAGGAGCUACCGGGAGGCGUACGUAUCGCUAAGGUAAGUGUCACCGAUUUUGAAAUAUAACGUUUGAGUGAGUCAAAAUGACGCAUGAUUAUCUUUUGCGUGACUUUUAAGAUUUUAAUUCAAGUGAUCGUUUUUGUGUUUCAUUGUAUUUUAUUUAUUAUUUCGCACGUUGUAUUAUUGUUUUCUUUUUUAUAGAUAUUGAUACCUAUAUAUACUAUUAUGGGGAGUAGAAAUUUGGACGAAGACGGUAUCCUGGCCGCUCUUUUGCAGAGUGAAGAUGAGGUUCCCUGUGAGGAUACUGAUAGUAAAAUCUCGGAUCACGAAAGCAAAGACGAUGUGCAGAGUGACUUGGAGGAAGGUUUUAUAGAUGAACCACAAGAGGACCAUAUGCUGUCAAGUAGAAAUGUAGAGUUGGAGCAAAAUACGGUCGAAUAACAAAUGUGUUCUUUGAUGUCCUGUAGCAGGAAGACGAACAGAUGGCCAAUGGCAUUAUUGUACGGAAUGAUAAAUAUUGCGUGCAUAAAUUCUUAUAUUAUUUAUUACCAUGAUGGCUGCGAUAAAGAUAUGUGAUUUUGAUCUAAAUAUUAUAAGUGUAGAUGCAUGUUUUGGUGGUGCUACCCAUGAUUCACACAUCUUUAACCAACAUGCAAUCAAAAAUCACCUAAUUGAUUUAGUGAACCAAGGGGAGACAGUGUAUUUGUUAGGUGACUCGGGGUAUGCACAAAGAGAGUACAUGAUGACACCAAUUGUCAAUGCUGCAGCUGGUUCUCCAGAAGAAUUCUAUACACAAAUACACUGUUCAGCUCGUAACAGAGUGGAACGAACGAUAGGGUUAUUAAAGGCACGUUGGCGGUGUUUGCUGAAGCAUAGGGUGCUUCAUUAUAAACCAGACAUGGUUUCAAAAAUAAUUAACGCAUGUUGUGUGCUACAUAAUAUGUGUAACACAGCACGCAUCCCCUCCCCCAGCGAAGUUAACCCUUCGCUGUCGUCGGGCACCGCGCAGCAGCCAUCGUCGGAGCCCGCGCCGAGCGCCGCUGCGCACAGCGCUGGAGCCACGCUGGAACUGCGCAGAGGAGUUGAAGCCCGGCAACGUAUAGUGAAUAUGUUGUGGACAAGGAGACGAACAAAUUAAUAAAGAUAUAUCAUAUUAA
Molecule: messenger RNA, 2376 nt
Organism: Amyelois transitella
Lineage: Eukaryota; Metazoa; Arthropoda; Insecta; Lepidoptera; Pyralidae
Product: putative nuclease HARBI1
Exons: 4
Coding region: 1770-2357 (195 amino acids)
Source: RefSeq, a predicted model, not a curated record